GACAAUGUUUCACACGGAACAGACCGAGUGACUGUACUGAUGGGCGGAACGUAUUUUGAACUAUUAAAAGGGGCUAUCUAUAAUUAGUUUAUCUAGAGGAACGAAUACGUCGUAAAUGUUAUUAACUACUGUAAAUGUAACUCCAUGGUUCUUUGUUAUAUAGCUGUAGUCACAGAGUCACGAAAUGUAUCUCACAUUAACGUUUGUAACUUUGACAGAUUAAAUUUACAGAACAGACAGACACAGCUCGAUAUAUAGUUAUAGAUAAGCAGCAGUUAGCAACAAAACUCUUAUCAGGCGAAAAACAGAAAUGUGGGGUGAAAUCGAGCCAUGCUCUAAACCCAAUGAGGGUCAAACCACUUUCAGGUCUGGGACAGGUGCGAGGUGCCAUGACUCCCCAAAAAUAAAGCAGAAUACAGUAAUGUGGGGAGAAAUCGAGCCAUGCAUAAAACCUGUAACGUCUGCCAAAUGCGAUGAACCUACACCUGAAGAUAGAUGUCCUGCUAAGACUCAUGUUAAAGAGGGUCAAUCCACCUACAACUCUGGAUCUGGGACAGGUGUAGGUUGCCCAGUCUCUCCGAACCUAAAGGGUGAAUUAUCCAGCAGUCUAGCAGUAGCCAUGAUAGAGAUUAUAGCAGCCAGUGGGAGUCCAGUGAAAAGCCAACAGCUGGGAGAACCAGAGUUGACUGUAGAGGAGAAGAUGGAGGUCCUUAUGGAACAGUACAUAUCCAAGCCCUUAGUCUUUUUAGAGCGUUAUCAGGCCCAUCUGAAACCAGAGUACAUAGAGGCUUUCUCUCACCUGAGUUGUGACUGCAGGGCUCAGUAUUACUGCAAGGAAAUUCAGAGGCGGGCAUCCGGCACAGCCAACCGGACAAGGAUCCGUAACAAUCGUUACGCAGCUCUUCGUGCCCUUCAGAAGGAGGGCCAGUACUUCAGCGAGGAACAGAUGCGUGUGCGAGAUCCUCUGCUGUACGAGCAGUACAUAGGUCAGUACCUCAGUGAAGAGGAGAUCUUUCAGCGCUCUGAGGAGGCAAUGAGGAACGGCCCAGGGGGACUUGCUAACCUGCUUAUCAACUCCUACCAAGAGAGACUGAUCCAGAACCGUCUGGAGGAGGAGCAGGAGAGAGAGCAGUGUGCAAUGGAGGAGUCUGAGGAGGAAGACUUUGAUGAGCCCAGACAGGCAGAGUGGGAGCCAAAUGCAGAAGAGAAAGCCAUGCUGAGGGAAGAAUUCCUGACUCAAAUGCAUCAGCGAUUCCUGGAUGGAAAGGAUGACUUUAACUACAGUGAAGUGGAUGAGAACCCAGAUUAUGUUAACCUUGAUAUUGUAAGCCAUGAUGCAGAGGAGCGUUACUUUGAUGAAGAUGAGGAGGAGGAAGAAGAAGAAGAGGAUAUGAUGCAGUAGCCCUUCAUGUACAGAAUGAUCUCCAAAUAAAAUACAUUUGAUUUAAUUUACUGUAAAUUCUUUAAAACUCCUUUUCAGGUUUUUCAUUUUGAUAUUUUGCUUGUGUUAAAGGGAUGACCAAAAAGAGAAAUAUUUUUUAAGCUGUUGUUGAGAACACAUUUAAUAAAUUCUAAUUGUAACCCAGA
Molecule: messenger RNA, 1587 nt
Organism: Myxocyprinus asiaticus (Chinese sucker)
Lineage: Eukaryota; Metazoa; Chordata; Actinopteri; Cypriniformes; Catostomidae
Product: coiled-coil domain-containing protein 97-like
Exons: 6
Coding region: 311-1402 (363 amino acids)
Source: RefSeq, a predicted model, not a curated record